Molecule: messenger RNA, 1616 nt
Organism: Lolium rigidum
Lineage: Eukaryota; Viridiplantae; Streptophyta; Magnoliopsida; Poales; Poaceae
Exons: 3
Coding region: 58-1359 (433 amino acids)
Source: RefSeq, a predicted model, not a curated record
UCUUCUCCAAUUUGGUGCCUUCCCUACAGAGACGCCUAUGAAUCGGAACAGCAGGUCAUGGAGUUGCGGAACAAGAUCUACAAAAUCAAAUUAGACACCAGAAACAAAUUGGGGUUAGAGGAGGAAGACAAGGAGCUGCACGAGGUGAAGAUGGCAGAGGAGCACUCCAAAUUGGAGAUGGAUAAAGUCAUGGAGAUGACAGAGGUGGAGACCAAAUGUGAGAUAGAGGAAGGCAAGCUGAUAACAGAGGCGGAGUCCAAAUUGGAGGAGGGAGGCAUCGAGAUGGCAGGGGCGGAUACCAAAUUGGAGAUAGUGGAAGCCAAGGAGAUGGCAGCAGGGAGCAACUCAGAGAUAGAAGAAGAACCCGAUGAGAUGUUGGAGGCGCUGACGGUGCUUUCCACGGACAUGGAGGAUCUCUUUGCUCGGUACCGUGAUGGUUGGGAGUCGUUGUGGUCCAGCAAGGUUGAUCGCUUUGGUAGCUUCGUCGACACGACCUCAUUGAGUCCCAUGCACUUUACACACUGCACAUCAGGACACCUUCCACAUUCUGCUGUGGUCGCCAACACCUUGCAGGUCUACUCCAUCAAAGUUGAAGAAAUUAAUGAAGCUCUUGAAUUGAAGUGGCCACUUCACGUGUAUGGAGUGGUUGCCGCUCGAGAUACUGUUGAUCGUAACCGUAACCUCAUUUUCCUUCGUCAAAGAUACAACUGCCAAACCCUCACCCAAAAGCAACCUUUUUUGCAUCUGACUGGCCCGUCUCGUGCAAUUGUGGCCAUAGACCCUGUUAACUUCGAGAUUGAACUAAAAGUAAGGGGCAGAACGGAGUCUGAAGAUAGAGUGUUGAUGAGUCAAGCCUUUCACUACAGUGGCAAUUUAUGUGGUUCAGAUGCCACUCUGUCGAAUGACUUAUGCAAAAUUGUGCUGGACUUUGAGGAACUUCAACAGACAGUUCAGGCCACUAUUGUUGGCGUCCAUGUUGUUAAGGGGAAGCCUUUCGAACAUGGCUGCCGAGUUAUCUGUGUUGCGGAGCCACCAUCCAAGCCAGUUGAGCUUCAACAUAAAGUUUCCAAGUCAGUUGUGCUUCGAGAUAGAAUGGCCGCUACCCAGUCAGAUUGCCAUAUUAGUCUGUCAAGGCAUGUUGUUUCUGUACAAUUACACGGAAUGCUGAAAGUUGUCAUAUUUACCUACUCAUCAACUGGUCAUAAGGAAACAGCACGUGGUCGUGUCUUCUUCACAGCCAGAGAAUGCAAAACAAGUUGGGGCAGAUGUGAUCUUGGCCACUCUACGGUUGAGGUUACCGUUGCUUGGUCUCGCCUUGUUCGAGACAAACUGUCCCUCUUGAGCGAGGGAGAGCUUUGAUGGUGCUCAAGCCUGAACUUUACUACUACCCUUUGCCAGUUGAGUGCUUUCUAACUCUAGACUUUCGAGGGUAACGAUUGAUGCUUUGUGUAUUGGCUAUAAAUUGCAUCAUCUGAACCUGUCGAUUAUUGUAUGACUAGCUGUUUUUGGCAUACAUGGUUAUGUGCUGAAGAGAAUUAUGUUUAGCGUGGGUUAAUUGUAUGAGAUGAUUAUGUAUAUGUUCGUUUCUAUUGCUCAAAUUUAUUUCGGAACCUCUU